Syngnathoides biaculeatus (alligator pipefish) is the source of this 2377-nucleotide messenger RNA. It is a transcript of the gene steep1, whose product is annotated as STING1 ER exit protein 1. The record is from RefSeq and is a predicted model, not a curated record. Lineage: Eukaryota; Metazoa; Chordata; Actinopteri; Syngnathiformes; Syngnathidae. The transcript has a single exon. The coding region runs from base 1414 to 2091 and encodes 225 amino acids.
AGUUGGGAACCACUGAGCAGCUGAAAGUUUGAAAAUGAAACAUCUACAGUAGUCUGUUUCCCCUGACAUUUUUUAGGCUUGAAAAGGAGAUUUCAUAACAUUGUCCAAUUGUGAUGUUAAGAAUAACAAAACUGACCUGUUUUUUCCAUAGGGUCCGUUGAGAAAAAGGUGGGGACAAGAUUUCCAACUUCUUUUUAACGAGAAGCAGGUCAGGUAACAGGUGGACAAAGUGUGGGUGGAUAACUCAUGUGUGAGUAUAUUCAAGCGUAGGGUAAUUGUGAGUGGAUAACUGUGAGCGGCUUACUCUGAUUAUUGAAAAAUUGGUUCAUAUCGAGCCAAUAAUAUUCCUUUAUGUGGACAACGGUGAGCACAUUUGCCCCACAGUUCAGAUCUGGGCUCUGGCCUUCUUGUGUGGAGUUACAUGUUCUCCCUGUGCUUGCAUGGGCUUUCUCCGAGUACUCCGAAUUCCUCCUACAUUCCAAAACAUGGAUGCCAGGCUGACUCUAAUUUGUCUUUAGGUGUGAAUGUAAGUGUGAAUGGGCAUGUGUGCUGGGAGUGACUGGCAACCAUUCCAGGGUGUACCCUGCCUCUCAUCCAAAGUCAACAGAGAUAGGCUCAAGGACACGCGUGACCUGAGUGAUAAGUGGUACAGAUGACGGAUGGAGAAUUAAAUGUUUAAAGGUCUGGCGAUUAAUAUUUCUUAUGAUUAAGAUAGGUAUCCAUGCGGCACGGUGGUUCACCAGGUAAAGCGUUGGCCUCACAGUUCUGAUGACUGGGGUUCAAUCCCGGCCCCACCUGUGUGGAAUUUGCAUGUUCUCCCUGUACCUGCGUGGGUUUUCUCCAGACACUGGUUUUCUCCCACAUCCCAAAAACAUGCAACAUUAAUUGGACACUUCAAAUUGCCCUUAUAAAGGUGUGAUUGUGGGUGCAGCUAUUUGUCUCUAUGUGCCCUGCAACUGGCUGGCAACCAGUUCAGGGUGUAUCCUGCCUCCUGCCCAUUGAAAGAUGGGAUAGGCUCCAGCAUUCUUGCGACCCUUUUGAUGAUAGGUGGCAAGGAAAAUGGAUGGAUUGAUGGCGAGGUAUCCAAGUGACUUGACUGUGAUCAGAAAUGCAAAAGAAAAAAGUUCCAACAAGACAAAAUUAACAUGUUUAAAUGUUGUCGACGUUAUUAAAUCCGUAAACGCGCAGCUGCAAAAAUAAAAACAAAACGGUAAAACGAAACGUUUUGUAAUUCGGCUAUGCAAAUCUCCGGAACAUUCGAAAGAUGCAGACUUUAGUUCCCCGUAGGAAACAUUAUAGCGAGGUACUCCGGAAGUGAAGUCUUUGCGAACAUUUACUUUUACAUUUCACGCCAUGUCGGUUAGGCAGUAGCGCGUUCCCAAAUCAAAUAGCGUUGUUUAAAAUCAAGUCGAUAUGCCGAAAGUCGUGUCGAGAAGUGUUGUAUGCUCCGAUACGCGAGACCGAGAGGAGUAUGACGACGGAGAAAAGCCUCUCCAUGUCUACUACUGCCUGUGCGGCCAGAUGGUGCUGGUCUUGGACUGCCAGCUGGAGAAGCUCCCCAUGAGGCCCCGAGACCGAGCCCGGGUGAUCGACGCCGUCAAACACGCGCACAAAUUCUGCAACGUGGAGCCGGACGAGAACACGUACAUUAAGAGAGCCGAGGGCAUCGAGAGGCAGUACCGCAAGAAAUGCGGCAAGUGCGGCCUUUUGCUGUUUUACCAGCACCAGGAGAAGAACACGCAGGCCACCUUCGUCGUGGAAGGAGCUGUGGUCAAAUUCGGACAGGGGAUUGGGAACACCAGCGUGUACAGUCAAAAGCAGCCCGAAGCACCCAAGAAGGUCCGCGUGAUGAUGACGAAGCGAACCAAAGACAUGGGCAAGUUCAGCUCCGUCACCGUGUCCACCAUUGACGAGGAGGAGGAGGAGAUCGAGGCCAGGGAGGUGGCCGACUCCUACGCUCAGAACGCCAAAGUGAUUGAGAAGCAGCUGGAGAGGAAGGGGAUGAGUAAGAGGAGACUGCAGGAGCUGGCCGAGCUGGAGGCCAAGAGAGCCAAGAUGAAGGGCACCCUGAUUGACAAUCAGUUCAAGUAGAGAAGGCCCCAUAAAGGUUAUGAACUCUAUGAAGAGACAUUAUUUACGGGCAUACAAAAGGACUUAGGGUGGACAUAUUGGUUAAAAAUGUGUUUUGUAGGAUAGCACAGUGGUGUACUGUGUACUUGUACAGUGGACUUGCAUGGGCUUCCUCCCACUUUCAAAAUUGCUCAUGUUAGAUAAAUUAAGGACUAAAUCGUACAUUGUGAAUGGUGGUUUGUCCAUAGGUUUCCUUUAGGAAAUUGAUAUUUUGUACUUCCACCAAAUAAACAGUUUUUUUUCAAAA